This is a messenger RNA of Puccinia graminis f. sp. tritici CRL 75-36-700-3, 393 nucleotides long. RefSeq lists its product as uncharacterized. The transcript is spliced from 2 exons. The coding region runs from base 1 to 393 and encodes 130 amino acids. Lineage: Eukaryota; Fungi; Basidiomycota; Pucciniomycetes; Pucciniales; Pucciniaceae. The record is from RefSeq and is a predicted model, not a curated record.
AUGGCAUAUUCGCCAGUUAAAUCAACUGUCUUGUGCGGGUUGGUCUGUCCUAUUCAUCCUCCUCUCCAUCGGCAUCCCUCUUUCCGCUUCGCAGAAAUCCUUGGCUCGGGCGGCAUUCUGGCCUCCGUUGUGCAUUGUGACCUAGCCGGAGCAAAACCACCAUCUUUUCCAGUCUUUGUCGACUUCCCGGCCCGAGGUCGGUCUCGAGGCGAGCUUCGCGUCAGUUCUUCCUCGCCUGACUCCUCCUCUUACGAUUCUUCAGGCCUUUUCGAUGACUCCUCGCAUUCUGAUCCCCUCGUUUUGCAAGCCCACAUCUCAGGAAAAUCUGAACAAAAGCAAGACAAUCUCAAAAAUUAUUUAGGCAGUUCUCAAUGUAUCGUUAUCGGUGACUAA